This is a messenger RNA of Chroicocephalus ridibundus (black-headed gull), 9847 nucleotides long. It is a transcript of the gene QSER1, whose product is annotated as glutamine and serine rich 1. Bases 628 to 5853 code for a protein of 1741 amino acids. Lineage: Eukaryota; Metazoa; Chordata; Aves; Charadriiformes; Laridae. The record is from RefSeq and is a predicted model, not a curated record. The transcript has 13 exons.
GCGUCCCUGCCCGGCUCUCCGGGAGGGAAGCGGGGCUCCGGGGCGGCGGGGGGAGCGCUCCGCCUUGCCCCGAGCCCGCGGGCACAAUGCCGGGGCACCGGGCCCAUCUCACCCCGCGCCGGCAGACGGCAGCCCCCGGGCGGGCGGCAGGCGCCGCGCUAGCAUCCUUCCCCCUUCUCCUUUCGCCCUUUUAUUUCUCCGCUUCGUUGUUUUUUCGCUCUGCUGAGGCCGGUUAACCUCUUUCCUCGGGCGUGCGGAGGAGCCUCCUCUCAGCUCAAACUUGUCUGGAACAACUCAGUCCCACGGAGAGUUCUGUAAAGUUCCGGGAAGUGCGGAAAAAAUACAGGAUAUCUUAUUGGCUUCGGAUUGCUUUUUUUUUUUUUUUAGAUGGUGUAAUUCUGCCAGAAAAUGAGUAUUUUCUAGGUGGUUAGUUUUUUGUUAUCGCCUGCUUGAUGUAUCUGCAGUUCCAAUCUCGACGACGCUUAAAGCUUAAGCUAUGGAGGAGGACAUUCAUCGCAUUCAGAAACAGAUCUUCUUCACAGACAGACAUACACAGCUUCUCAUCAGCUUUCUGGAUACUCUACUACACACCAUCCUACUGGUCUUUCAGGAAUAUUUGAUACCUGUAUGCACAGUGCUGGAAGCAACACUAAGGAAACUUCUUCAGUUAUGAAUUUUCUCUCUGCUAUUGAGUCUCGUACCGCUCAGACGGUCUCUUCAGGAUCUACCCUUUUACCACAAUUCAGGGCUCCUUCUUGGCAGACAGGUAUGCAUUCCUCAACAGCCACAGAACUGUUUGUUACUGGAGCUUUGCCAACCUCUGGAACAUUUCCACCAACAUCUGCUUUAUCAGCAUAUCAGCAUCCCAACACUUUCAGCAGUAGAAACUUUGCUACUACCCCUUCUCUUACUCUUCAAGAUACUACUUUCAGUGCUACAUCAAAUGGUCUCUUAAGUACCCAUGAUCCUUUAUUACAGAUUAAAACAUCACAAAGCACUGUUCCAACUGCUUUGACAUUUGAGCGCCUAGGCAGUUCUGUUUUAAGUACCAGCAUACCACCCCAGUCAUCAACGUAUCGUUCUGCUCAAGAAUCUGCACCCCAUCUUUUGCAACCUCAGUUUAGUUUGUUGCCUUCAACCCUUGGAGGAGCUCAGCAGGUUUCUCAGGCGUAUAGCACACCUGUCUUUACUGGUUCUACCGCUUCUAUCGAUAGAGCACUUCAGCGAGAAUGUAGUGUUAUUAAACACCAUCAGCGGCCUUCAAGUACUCAGUCUGUUCAGGCUCAACUGACUGUUUCACAGCAUUCCUUACACAGCUAUUUAACGAGUACAAGUGGAGUUAAUUUUCAGGAUACAUCUAGGCACUCAGCAUUAUCCUGCAGCCCAGUUGGAGAUGUUACUCAGGUGAGCAAUGGAGGACCACAGCAGAAGACUUCCCAAGUCACAGUGGAACUUGCUCAGUCAUACACGUCUGCAAUUCCGUCACCUGGUUUUCCAUCUGCUUCUACAGCAAAAGUGAAAAACUGUUCUGUGAAACAGCCUCCACGGUCAACGAAGACCCCCAAACCUCAAAGUGUAGCUCCCACUGUGCAGACACAAAGCUAUGCCAAAACUGCACAAAACCAGAGUUCAGUCAUUACAGGCCAAGCACAGAUCUAUUCCACAGCACAGCUCCCAAGCCUCUUGUCGGUCAGCCAGUCCCAAAACUAUAUUUCAUCCCAGGCUCAGAAUGUGCCACCUGUCAGUCACUCACAGGAUUUCUCAUCCAGCAAGGUUGAGAAGCUGCCCUCACUGUAUAAAACGUUGACUUUUUCUGGGCAAUCGCAAACUAUUACUUCUGAUAGUCAAACUCUAAGUUAUUCCUCGGAGGAACAGGUAUUGACUUCAGUUCCAAAUGAGAACUACUCUGGGCAAACGAGGGAACAUUCUUCAGUCAGCCAAUCUCAGAGCUAUUCUUCUAGUCACUCUCAGGGUUUAUCUCCAGUUAGCCAAUCCCAAGUUAGUUUUUCAUCUCAAUCACAAGUUUUAUCAGCUGUUAGUCCUUCCGAAAGCUAUUCUUCAGGGCAGUCUUUAACAUUAACAUCGCCUUCUCUUUCCUUUAAUGCCUCUCCCCGGAUUCAAACUCUUCCAGCCUCGAGUCCUAAUCAGAGCUACAUUUCUUUACAUUCUUCGCAGAAUUCUCAGUCACAAGAAUCCUCCUCUCCGCAGUCUCAAAAGUUUUUGCCAUCUGUCCAGUCUCCUCCAUUUGCAUCCCCAGCUCAUUCACAGACACUGCAGAACAACAGGCCUUCCUCAGAAACGAAGUCAUAUGUUAAAAGGAAGUCUGACUCUAAUUUGUAUGCCUCAUCAAAACAGGAGGAAGAAUUAUCAAUGCAGGAUAUGCAGUCAUUGCAGCAACAAGCUACUCUUGAAUCUUCCACUCAGAGGCUAACCGAUGAGGAGAUCAACGCUCAGGAUGCAUCCUAUAGGGCCUCAAAAGCAGAUGACAGAUACUCUCAAAGUGUCAUCAGAAGUAACUCUCGUCUUGAAGAUCAAGUUGUUGGACUUACUCUUCAAGGAACAAAAAAAGAUGAAAGAAUGGUCAGUUCUGUGGAACAGCUUUCCCAGCAUAUUGGCCUUAUCACUAGCCUAAGCCAUGAUAUAAAAAAGACAGCUAAUUUAAUGCAAACCACACAAGUAACUGUGAGUGCUAAAGAACUAAACCAGCAACAUCCUCUUAUGCAUAAGGUACAUGAAAGUAAAGCUCAAGAACAGCAAGGCCAAGUCAUUAGUACACCAUCACAGGUUCAACCGCAUGCUUUAAGACACAGUCAUCAGCUGUGUUUGCCCAGUGCACAGGUACUUCUGGAGUCAGCCUGUGACUUGCAGAUUCUUCAUCAGUCGAUACUGCAGUCGGGUUUAGGACAGGCAAAGGCAUCACCGCAAGUGCAGAGAAUACAGAGUCCUCAACAGGUGACGCAUCCAUUCCUUCAGAUAGAUGGUCAUAUUAUUCAAAGUAAUGGGGGCCAUUCUCAGCAACAGCUUCAUACUCAGAAUUCAGAAGUAAUGAAAAUGGACAUUUCUGAGCCCUCAAAACCACUACAGCAACACUUGACAACAAAAGAUCAUUUUACUCAGACAAAUCAACAUGAUUCAAAAAAUCAGUUUGUUUCUCUUAGUUCAAUAUGUUUCCCAGAAUCUAUACUUCUCAGCGAUGAGAGGAAUAUAUUAUCCAACGUAGAUGACAUCUUAGCAGCAGCAGCCUGUGGAGUGACACCAUCUGACUUUGCCAAGUCAGCUUCUAACGAAGAGGAAAUCCAGUCUGUUGAAAACAGUGAGGAGUCUAAAACACAGUUCCGAUCAAUGGAUGUAAGACACGUGUCUUCUGGUUUCAGUGCCUCACCUACUGUAGUUGGAAAGCCAGCGAGCAUAAGUAAUAUUUCUCUGAACGGAGGCCAAAUUACUAUAAAUCUUACACCAGUGUCAACAAUCCAGACAAAAACUGUGAACCUUGAUCAACAACACAUUGAAACACCCGAUCAAAACGUAGCAACGAGAAUAACCUCUCCCACCCUUGGCCUUGGUCAAGAGGAGAAAGAACAAGGGUCUGUUCCAGUUAAGAAACAAUCUAGCAUCAGUCAUGAAUCUGAAGAAGAUAAUGAUGCUUCUGCUGAUGGUACACUGAAUGCGAGAGACACAGAAUUUGUUUCAAGCGGUAAGAGUUUAAGUGAAGAAAGUGCUGCUUCAGAGAAUGAUUUUAAUAUGGGUGGUGAUGAUGGUACAGUAGCAGGUAACCAAUCAAAGGGUCCAUUGCAGCCACUGUCUGUGCCCCAAAGUGGAGAUGGAACCAUUAGUAGAACUGAAGAAGAAUGCCACGAUUUAACUCAAGGGAACCCGCAGAAGAAAAAAAGCAAAGGAAAAAGCCAAAACAAAAAUGCUACAGAAGAUGACAGUGCAAUUCAGAAACAAGUUAAAAGAAGUGGACAGUGUAAACGACAAAAUUCAAGAGGAAACGACUCAUGCUUGACAUACUCGUCUCCUGUUUCUGAAAGUUGUUAUGAUACUUACCAGCAUCAGGAAAGAAUGAGGCAAAAAAUUAAAGAAGUUGAAGAAAAACAGCCUGAAGUCAAAACGGGAUUUAUCGCAUCUUUUUUAGACUUUCUAAAGUCUGGGCCUAGGCAACAGUUUUCAGCUCCAGCUGUACGAAUGCCAAACAGGACUAGGCGGCCGGUUACCCAAAUAGUUCGUGCCCCUUGCCUGCAGUCCUCUGCAAAGCCUCAGCCAGCAGCAGCAGCACCUGUUGCUGCUGAGGUUAGCGGAGAAAGUCCAACCAAAAAAGUUGAUGAAGAACUUAAGAAAAAUUUAGAAACGUUGCCUUCAUUUUCUUCUGAUGAAGAUGAUUCUGUGGGGGGUAACCAUGAUCUUCAGAAGAGCAUCUCCACUGCAUUGUCCGCCCUGGAUGAUACAUCUGACAGAAAGAAUAAAUCAGAAGCUGAAAAAAUGACAGUUGUUACUGCUGCUGCCGCCGCCACUACUGCUGUAAUAAAGCAGGAAUCUCCACAGACAACUGCUCCUGUGGUCAACGUGCAGGAGAAAAUGAAUCCAGCUGAUGCCUUAAAAGUAGCUCAACAGGAUGCUGUGACUUCAGACCAGUUGGCAAAGAUACAGGCAACUGUUGCAAUAGAAGGAUGUACCGACGAGGAGAAUAUGGACAGCGGAGGAGAGGGCAUGUACAGAGAACGUGAUGAAUUUGUAGUGAAGAUUGAAGAUAUAGAGACACUAAAGGUUGCUUUGCAAACAGGAAAAGAGCCUCCAGCCAUUUGGAAAGUACAGAAGGCUUUAUUGCAAAAGUUUGUUCCUGAAGUGCGAGAUGGACAGAGAGAGUUUGCUGCUACUAAUAGUUAUCUUGGGUAUUUUGGGGAUGCAAAAACAAAAUACAAACGAGUGUAUGUGAAGUUCAUUGAAAAUGCAAACAAAAAGGAAUAUGUCAGAGUAUGUUCAAAAAAACCACGAAGCAAGCCUGUACAGUCAGCAAGGACUAUUCAUUGCAAACCUAGUAGUAGCAACAACAAAACCCCUGAUCCACCAACACCAAAACCAACAGCAACAAAAGUCUCUUCUGUGAAACCCAAAGCGAAACAGCCGAAGGUAAAGGCUGAACCACCACCAAAGAAAAGGAAAAAGUGGAAAGAAGAGUUUUCAUCUUCCCAGUCUGAUUCUUCACCUGAGGCCCAGAGUGAUGAGGAUGAGCUUGUACCUCCAGCUCCCCUUGUUACUCGCUUUUUGAAUACAAGAGCUAUGAAAGAGACUUUUAAGAGCUACAUGGAGUUGCUUGUUAGCAUUGCCUUGGAUCCAGACACAAUGCAAGCCUUGGAAAAGAGCAAUGAUGAGCUACUUUUGCCUCACAUGAGAAAAAUUGAUGGUAUGCUGAAUGACAAUAGGAAAAGGCUGCUUUCCAAAUUACGCUUGGAUCAUACUUUCAAGAACGCUUUGGAAAACUUUCCUGAACUGACAGUGAUCACUCGAGAUUCUAAGACAAAAAGUGGAGGAACGUCUGUGUCUAAGAUCAAAAUGAAUGGUAAAGCUUACAACAAGAAAACACUGAGGGCCUCUAAAUCAACCACUAAAUUAGCACAGGAGUUUACGGUAGAUCCAGAAAAAAUACAGUUGUAUUCUUUGUAUCACUCACUCCAUCAUUACAAAUAUCACAUAUAUCUAACAUGUAAAGAAGAGAUUUCUUCUGUUCAGAAGAAGAGCACAGAUCUAGGACAGGAAGAGAUUGUGCAGCUGUGCAUGAAAAAUAUAAAAUGGGUGGAGGAUCUUUUUGAAAAGUUUGGCGAACUCUUGAAUCGUGUCCAGCAGAAAUGCUCAUAACAAAAAUGUAUCCCAAAUCUUACAUUUUUCUACGGCACUAACCUGGUGGAACAGAAGGCUCAGAGAGAGGCUCUGAUUUCUUUUACAAUGCCAGACUGCGUUCUUGUUCGUAGCCAUUUUUAUUUCUCUUUAUGGAACUUUGUGCCUUGGCUCUUGCUAAGGAAAAGUGAUGCUGCCAAGGAGAUCAGUCCUUUGGAGAUGGAACUAAAUGUAAACCUAACCACAUUUUUAACCUGAAGAGUUAUUUUCUAUUUUGUAAACUAUUGGAUAACUUAGCUUUAUUUUCAGAAAUGUUUUUGACAAGUGAUAAAGCAUGCACUACAUAUACUUUUUUCUUUAUUGCUAAAAAGAUAGCAACACUUAAAAUACUACAGAUUUUUCCAUCCCUGACUAAGCAACAGAAAAGUCAGUGUUGGGGUGAACUAAUUUUUACAUGUCUGGCCACCAAAUUUAGAGUUUGUACAUUUUGUGAACAGAGCCGGAGUGACAUCAGCUUCUGCAUACGUAUAUUGCCAUCAUAAAAUCCAGAAAUGUCAUUAUGCUUUAUGGACUCCUUUUACUAUUGUCAUGUUCAGGAGACUGAACAUGGAGUUGGUGCAAUCCUAUGACUGCUUUUUGUGUCAAAUUAUAUUGUAAUGAAAGACAAUGACCUUAACUAUUUUCCCUGUUUUGAAGAAAAAGAAUAUUUUCCUUUAUACUGUGUUUUUUUUUUUCUUUUGGAAAAAAAAAUUCAAUUGUACAUUUUAUCUCACUAAUAGUUGUAUUUUUCACAGAGAAAAUAUUGUGGUUAAAAUUGUUUCAUGUAUCUUUGUAAUACACUUUCCAUUGUUUUCAGUAAAUCCUAUUCAUUUAUAUGUUGAUUUCAUAUUGUAAACUAUGUAUCUCGAGGUAACCCUUUUGUUUAUACAGGUUUGCUUCAGUGUUAACCAGAAUAAUGCAUACUAGACUAGUUUUGCUUUAAGUGUAGUUGUGUUAGACACUGCAAUUAUUUUCUGAUACGUGAAAAUAAAUUUCUUACUAAACUAGCACUUGAUUAACUGAGAGUUUAAAUGAAGAGCUACUACACUUUAUCUUCGUCAACAAAGAUUGAUGAUUGAAUAGACUAUAUGCAGUGUUAAACACAGCUUACAUAUUUGUUUGUAGAACUGGCAGUUGCAGAGCUGUUCUCUUUUUGGUGCCUUUCAAGUCUUCAGACAUCUUUGUAGCUUUUUUCCCCCUCCAGUUUAUUAACAGUUAGUAGUGCCACUAGUCACACUCAGACAAUGAAUGUAAUGGGCUCUAAUCAGGAGAGCAUUUUCUUUAAAUUUGCCAACAGAAUGCCUUACUGAGUCUUUCAGAAUGGAUAUGUACUCUACUGGCGUCCUAAAAAAAUAGUCAUGUUGGUCUUCUUUCAGAUAAUGCAGAAAAAAAAAUUCAUUCCUUUAUCCUUUCACUGCCACUGAGUGCCUUAAUUUCAGCCAAGAAAGCAGGGUUCACUAUUCAUUGGCCAAAUGAAAUAAUGUUCAUUGCCAUGUGACCUUUUUUUCCCCCGUUACCUGUUUUGAUCCUAUUUAGUUGUUAAAUAUUCAUUAGACCUUAGAACUAUAAAGAGUUUAAUGAAUAGACGUGAAAAUGAAAUGAUUUGAUCUUGACUAAUCAAAUAGAUGUUUGAAUAUUAAAGUAUGUACAGAAUUUUAGCUGAUUAGUUUUAGAACCUUGUAGGAUGUUUACCAUAUUUCCAAAGCUUUUCAUCUUUUAAAAGCAAUAAUUCUCCUUUACAGUUUGUAUGCAGACUACAGCGAACAGAAAGGGGUACGUGCCCGUGCCUUUUUUAAAGCCUCUUCAUAGUAGUUUUGCUUUAAAAAGGGAGGUAACUCUCAUGUCAAUAGAUGCAUUGUGCUACCGCCAUGUUUACUAUAAUCAAGGAGAGGAGAUGGGUUUUGGCUUAGGAAGAAUGUGCAGAUUGUUGGAGCAAUCAUCAAGCUAAUUAAUUUUCAGAGUGAAAGGAAGGGUAGGCGCAGGGUUGAAGAGUUGCUAUUGUUUCAGUCCUACUGUGUUGAAUCUGGUAGGAGCUAGAGUUUAUAUGGUGAAACCAAACGAAGUUACCAACGUCGGUAGCAAUCGGUGGAGAUUAUUUUAAUGUAAAUAUGCACACUGGAGAUACAAGUAGAAAUGUGCCUGGUAUACUCUUUAAUUGAUAGUGGGGGUUCCCAAAUUUACUUAAUGUAUUCCUUUAUUGGUGGGGGUGGUUGGCAGUGUGUGUAGAUUCAUGAGGGGUGUUUACAUGCCCGCAUUGCAGAGUUCUGUUGUUGCGUUACAGUGAUAUGCACAGCACAGUUUGGGAAUUCCUAAUCUGUACUUUUAAAAAUGAUUAGGAUGCAGACUGAAGGAACAAUAAAGUUGGCUCCCUGGUGGUAUAGCGAAGAACUUGUCGGACUUUGUGUCUCUCACAUACCUUCCUAAUAUGACUAUGAAGCAACUAAUUGAGAGAGGUCUCUGUGCUUUCUAAAUUAUUUCUGUACUGCUACUGUAUACUUACUCUGGAUUUUUGAGUCUAGAAGUAGCUUUGGGAAGCUACUUGGUUUAAUCCGAGUCCUUAGAAGCUGAAAAAAGAAAUGAGAGGCUUUUGGAGUAGCUUGUCCAUAUUUAAAAUGAGGUAAUGUUAGUGUUAGCAACAACCACUUAAAAAAAAUCCAAACAACAGACAACUGGCCAGGAUGCUCUGCACUGCCAUAGAAGGUGACCUGGCUUAUUUUUGGCUGGUUUAUUUCCAAGGCCAGUUAAAGAAGCACUGUGCCUGUAGAAGACAGGAAAAAACUGUCUUGAAUAAAAAUAACUACCCCAGACUAUUAAAGAUGAAUAUAAUGGAGCUUCCAUCUUUGUCUUGGGCUGCAAAAAUGGUGGCUGGAUUACUGAUUUACCAAAUUAGAAUAAGUAAAACAUGGAACUCUCAAGUGUGUUGAAGGAUCAUAAAUCAAAAUAAAGCUUUGUUAGUGGGAUUGAAGAGAUUUUUUAUACUGAAGCAAACUUAGAAAAAAGAAAAUGUACAAAUUACUUUUUUGCACAAAUACUUUGCUUUGUUUUGUUGCAUUUUAGAUAAUUAAUUCUGCACCCACACCUCAAUCUUUUUUUCUUUUUUUUUUUCCCUUGAAGUAACAGUGAGGUCUUCAUCCCUUACCAUUCUGACAGUGGAAAUUGAGCACUCAUUUGACUGCGAGAGAAGAUGCACUAGGAAGGAGCAAAACCCUCCUUAGACUAUGAAUUAGUGAAACAGAAAUUAAAAGAAUUGCAUGAUGAAUUAUUUGGGUUUUUAAUUCCACUAUUUUUUUCCUUCUGUAUGGCAUCCCCAUUUACAUUAGGCUUGUUUUUAUUGAAAUACAGUAUUUCUCUUAAAGGCAGGUUUUCUUUGAGAUGCUACUUUCCAAAGUUUUGCUAGCAAAAAAUCAGAGACAAAAUUGGAUUGAAAAACUGUUUCUGCAAAUGGCUAAUGACUUUAGGGUCUUUGAAGUUCUGUGACGCGUAUUGUAUUCAUAUAUUGUCAAAAUGAUAUGCUACUUUUUAAAAAGUCAAAUCUUACAGGCUGUCUUCCAAGUAAAUGAUUUCCAUAGGGAAAUAUAUUUUAAAUAUUAUUUAAAUAUUUACUACUAUUUAAAACAAUUUUAAAACAGAAAAGCUAAAACUAUGGUCACAAAAUGUCAGUGUGUCAUCAACCGUUUCUGAUUUUGUUGCCAACACUUGACAUUUGGUCUCCCUUACCCUGUUACAUAUCUGUGCAUUACACAAUGCACGUUCUGCCAUAUCUUAUUGUUUAAGCUAAUAUUAACAUGUCAUUGUUAACAAAUGCAUGUUUUUCUGCGGAACUCCUCUACAUAUGGCAAAAUGAAGCUAGGGCUAAUUAAGAGACACUUUAUGCAUUCUUAGUCCGGAUUUUCAGGUGGUCCGUAAAUACAAUGUAUGGAAAUGUGAAAAAGGACGGUUUUGUACCAUUCAUGAUGUUAUUAACUAAACCCAUUAA